CAAAGGAGUAUUUGAAGAACACACCAAGAUAAUAUUUAAAAUAAGAUUGUUGCUUUUUAUAAUUUAUAUACAUAUAUGUAUAAAGAUGUAAACAUAAAGUAUGGCAACGUGUCAAAAUGGCCGAUCUCAACAAAGAACUAAACGAAUAUCUUCUUAGCAGUAAAAAUGAAAAGCAAUUUAAAAUUACCGUACCUUCGGUGACAAUACCGAAAGCGAACAUUGGAAAAUGGUUCGGAAGAAAUGAAGACGACAAGGAAGAGACAGGAUGGAUCCAUGGAGCACAAAAGGAAUGUUGUCCUAGUAUGACAAGAAUACAAAGGUUAAUAGCUUUUGUCGUAUGCUUUUCUAUGGGUGUACUUUGUUUCUGUCUAUCAGCGGUAUAUGUUCCAGUUCUACUAAUUAAAGCGAGAAAGUUUGCACUUUUGUACACUUUAGGAAGCGUCUUCUUCCUCUCAAGCUUUUGCUUCCUUUUGGGUCCAUUAAGUUAUUUAAAAUCAUUAUUCACUGCUGAAAGAAGGUGUUUCAGUAUGUCCUACUUUGCAACUUUAAUAGGAACACUUUAUUGUGCUCUACAUUUGCAGUCUACCCCAUUAACAGUAUUCUGUGCUGUCUUGCAAUUAAUAGCUAUGCUAUCAUUCUUGAUAAGUCAUAUACCAGGAGGAAUUAAAGGUCUAAUGUUUUUUACAAGAAUGUUCAAGUCUUCUGUGAAUUCUACAUUGCCUGUAUGAUAUCUUAGUGACUUAGAUAUUAAAUAUAUACAUGAAAUUAACAUUA
Molecule: messenger RNA, 774 nt
Organism: Frieseomelitta varia
Lineage: Eukaryota; Metazoa; Arthropoda; Insecta; Hymenoptera; Apidae
Product: protein transport protein SFT2
Exons: 3
Coding region: 117-728 (203 amino acids)
Biological process (GO): vesicle-mediated transport
Cellular component (GO): membrane
Source: RefSeq, a predicted model, not a curated record